Messenger RNA from Microtus ochrogaster (prairie vole), 1062 nucleotides. RefSeq names its product C-type lectin domain family 2 member E-like. The record is from RefSeq and is a predicted model, not a curated record. Gene Ontology annotation, cellular component: external side of plasma membrane. Gene Ontology annotation, molecular function: natural killer cell lectin-like receptor binding. NCBI's taxonomy places the organism in Eukaryota, Metazoa, Chordata, Mammalia, Rodentia, Cricetidae.
CUUAUUAGGAAACACAGAAACCAAAGCUUUGUCUCCCUCUCCAGGGUUUCAGGUUUCAUCCCUCUUCCUUAGUUCAGGAAAGAUUUUUCCUCUCAGUUCAGAGAUGCCUGCUAUAGAGGCUGAAGAGACUCCCAUGAACAUGCUAAAAACAGAAACAUCUACCCCAGACCACCUACGAGAGGGAGACAUGGGUAAAAAGCAGCAAGGAAAAUGUCUCAGAAAGAGCCCCACCCAGCCUCGUGUUAAGCUUUACUGCUGCUAUGCAGUGAUCAUGGUCCUCAGUGUAGCUGUAAUUGCACUUUCUUUUGCUUUGUCAGGAUUUAGAAGCUCUUCAAGAGGAGAAAAGUGUUCUGGUCCUGUAAAGGAUAAAAAUGUUGAAGUGAAAAAGGAAAAUGAAGUCACAACACCCCCUGCACCAUGCUUUGCCACUUGUCCAAAUGACUGGAUUGGAUUUGGAAGCAAAUGUUUUUAUUUUUCUGACGUUGAGAGAAAUUGGACAUUAAGUCAGAACUACUGCAUGGCACAUGAGGCCCAACUAGCUGGAUUUGAAACUCUGGAGGAGUUGAAUUUCCUGAAGACAUAUGCGUGGAAAUUUCAGUACUGGAUUGGCUUGCACAGAGAAUCAUUACAACACCCUUGGAAGUGGAUAAACAGCACUGAAUAUAAUAACUUGGAACCUGUCCUAGGAGAUGACAACUGGGCCAUACUGUCUAUGAAGGAGAUCUCCAGUAACAAGAGCUUCGUAGAAAAAUACUCUAUUUGUAGCAAACCCAACAGCUACACAUAUUAGUAUUCAGUGCCCAGUAAUUUUUUAUCUAAGGUAGAGAAAUUGUCAAAGUAUUUGUGAAAAACCUGUUAUAUCUUACCCAUGGUUUAUGUUACAUUAUAUCAAAUCAAUUCAUAAUGUUUGAUGGCACCAGGGAUGAGAACUAUCUUAGAGGACUAUACUUUCAGAUACUUGGGAGAGAGACCAUAGAUGAUUGUACAUUAAAUAGGUGUUCAGGUAUGAGUUGGUACUCAUAUUUUAAGCCUAAAGUACAAUAAAAUUUUUUGUGACCUCUA